AUUGGGAUAAAAACGAAAGCGACCCAUCGGACGUCGAUCUCAGUUGCAGUCGAACAGAGCACACGAUGGGACAGCAACGGCACGUCGUGCUAAAGUUGGCACUGUGUUUACUCACUUCCGGAGCGCUGAUGCAGGUGGCCAACGCAGCGGACGAUAAUCCUUGUGCAGCAGGACCACCCGUUGAUACGAACCCGGCCGAAUGUUGUCCGACACCGAUGCUCGUCGAGGGAACGAUCAUGAUGGAUUGCUACCAGAAGUAUGGCGAGCAGACCAAGAAACAGCUUAAGAUGGAAGGCAUUCCACGUGGUUGUUGUAUUGCUGAGUGUGCCAUGAACACCACCAAUAUGUACGCGGACGGUAUGCUGAAACGGGACGAUCUGUCGAAAAUGUUUAUGGAUGCGGUUAAGGACAAGCCCGAGUGGAUGGCGCUGGUGCGCGAUGCCACAAACGCGUGCUUUGAGCUCGCAGAAAAGAAAAAGGAAGAGAUUGAGGCCGGUGCUAAGCUGGAACCGAGCUUCGAGGGUGAGAAGAUUUGUCAUCCAAUCUCCGGCACUAUCCUGCGGUGUAUGGGCAUGAUGAUGUUUGCCCAGUGUCCGUCGUCCGUUUUCAACGUGAACGACAACUGUAACAAGUUGAGGGAGUACGGUAGCAUGUGUCCGAUGAUUUAGGGGCUUCGCGCGAUGAGCUUGUUGAAGAAUUCGUUGUGGCAAACAGUGUAGCAGGCAGAGUAUUAGUGAGAAUAAAUUAUGUAUUGUGCAAAGUACUAAA
Anopheles maculipalpis is the source of this 768-nucleotide messenger RNA. RefSeq lists its product as uncharacterized. Bases 66 to 668 code for a protein of 200 amino acids. The transcript has 3 exons. NCBI's taxonomy places the organism in Eukaryota, Metazoa, Arthropoda, Insecta, Diptera, Culicidae. The record is from RefSeq and is a predicted model, not a curated record.